Messenger RNA from Drosophila subpulchrella, 524 nucleotides. RefSeq lists its product as uncharacterized. The record is from RefSeq and is a predicted model, not a curated record. Bases 48 to 299 code for a protein of 83 amino acids. The transcript has 2 exons. NCBI's taxonomy places the organism in Eukaryota, Metazoa, Arthropoda, Insecta, Diptera, Drosophilidae.
AGCACAAAUAACUCCCAUUCGCAAUCAGUCAGCCCAACACCUACGACAUGAACUCGGCUACAAUAAUAAUUGCCAUUAUCCUGCUCCUGCCAGCCAGCCAGCAAAGCUCGGAGGGUUUGGAACGCAAGGUGCUGUCGUACAAUCCCACCUAUGAAUUUUGGUUUUUCAUGCCAACUGGCAGGCCCGACCAUGUUUCUAAGAACGUCGAGGAUGCUUACUGGGCUGCCAGGACAAAAGGAGGAGUUUGCUAUACAAACGUUUGGUUCUACUGCAAAACUGGCAUCAAAAUAGAGGAGUAAAUUGCUUAAGAGGAGAAAAAAUACCAUGACAAUGGGGAUUUCUCACACUCAACGGACCUUGAAAAAGAAAAAUUAAUUAAUCAUCUGUGUAAAGUAUACUUUAGUAUACCUUAAAGUAACAGCAAUCUUUAUCAGGCACGUAAAGUCUUAAGUUGUAAAAAUAUACGUCACAUGUGUUAUCUUGAUUACCUAGAGAGGUAUACCUAAUGCGUCAGAAAAUAACAA